Messenger RNA from Marchantia polymorpha subsp. ruderalis, 2565 nucleotides. Lineage: Eukaryota; Viridiplantae; Streptophyta; Marchantiopsida; Marchantiales; Marchantiaceae. The record is from the annotation of a GenBank genome assembly.
CUCAGAUACGUGCUGGUGACUGGAGAGCUCUUUGGCGCGGGCUCGCUCGUUCGACGUUUGAAGAGGAAAAACAUUUCGUUCCUGAGGGAGGGAGGGAGUAGCGGACGUUGGAUGGAGUAAGCGAAUCGGUCUGGUACAAUGUGGGGAGAAGAACGACCGCAUUGUUGCAGGCGUUUGUUGUAGCUAGGAGGUGGUUGAUUUUCCAGUCGGUGAGAGGCUGGACAACGAUUGUUAACUGAGGUUUUACAGAAGUGUGUCGAUGAUGCCGUCACCGGCCAACUCCCCGUUUUCUUUCUCCACCUUUCAGACGCCGCAGCAGCAGCAGCAGCAGCAGCAACAACAGCAACAACAACAGCAGCAGCAGCAGCAGCAGCAGCAAAUGUCAAACCAGCUUGUUGCUGGAAAUGCGCCUCAUGUUCAUCUAAUGAGUGCUGAUCGCAGUCCACUCUCUUAUCAAGCCAAGUGGUCUGACAUUCAUGAAGAUUCCAAAUCUGUUCUCCUCGCUGUUGAAGACAAGAUGUUGGAGUAUAGAGAAGAAAGUCGCCGAUUGGACCAGUGUCAACGCCUCUAUGAUUCAUCAGCACUUCAGAAAGGCUUUGAAUUGGAAAGCCAGCGCAUUUGUCAGGAACUGGGAAGUGUAGGUGCUUGCAUAUCAAGGGAACAGCGAGCCCUGGAGGAACAGGUGCAGACUGUCAAGCUUUUGAUGCGGAAUACGGAAGUGGCGGUGCGAUCCUUUAUGAUGCUGGCACAACAUGCCUCUAGAUCGCAGGUUCCAGCCCUUACUGUUGGUCCUACACCUCCAAGUACGUCGGCGUUGAACUAUCCGUCAGCAACUCCUGCACCUCCACAGCCUACCCAACCGACUGGCCCUGCCGAUUUCUACAGCGGGAUACCGACAAAACCCUCUCCAUUUCUUUUGCAAACUGUUCUUCGAUUUGAAUCUCAGUUGGCAGAAUAUCACCAACGAGUGGAAGAGCUCGAACGCCUCCUACAAGAUGGCCAUUCAAAUGAAAAUGGGAACCCCAACUCUGAGCUGUCUUUAUUACAGUCUCUACCCACUGUCAUGAGUAAUGUGCAUGACUUCUUCAUACAUGUAGCUGCUGAGAUGGAAGCUCUGCAUCAGAAAGUUGAAGCAAUGAGGGUGGCUUAUCUUGCUGAUCGUCGUCGUAGAGGAGAUGAUAGAGAUCCUUUUCUUGAAGCUGACAGGCGGGAAGUUGCGAAACGUGAAAUUGCGGCCAAAAGGGUCCAUCCUACUCUCAAUACGUUGAUGAUUCAACACACACAACAGACGCCUGGACCUAACUUCAAUUCACCUUCGAUGCCAUCUUUUCCCGCUGGGUCACCUGCACAAAGUACGCCUUUUUCUGUUCAGUCUUCUGCACCUGCACCAUCUUUGUUUGGUGCUCAAGGAACUACAAAUGCCUUUCCUUCAACACCUGCACCUUUUACACCAUCUACGCCUGCUGCUUCAUCUCCUUUUGGUUCAUCUCAAUUGUCAACAUUUUCUUUAUUUGGAGCAUCCACGCCUGCUCCUAGCAGUUCGCCUUCUUUGUUUGGAGGUUCUACACCUACAGCCAGUGCACCUGCAGGUAGUUUGUUUGGUGCAGGUCCCGCUACGUCUACAGGACUGUUUGGCGCACCUACUGGAGGAGGCCUCUUUGGGGCCCAGUCUUCUCCUACUGUUUAUGGUACUCCAGCAACGCCAACUUUUGGAUCAAUUGCUCCUGCCACUGCUGCCCCACUAUUUGGCAUGGGCUCCACCACGGGAGGAGCUGCUGCUGCAAAACCGAAACCACGAGGACCAAGAAGGAAGUAAGUCUGGGUGGUAGUUGGGGUCAUUCUAUUCCUUUGCAAGAAUACCACAUGUAUUACUUCUAUGUCAACGUGGUGUCAGUUCCGAAAUCUUAGACUAUAUACAGCUUUGCAAAAUCUAUCACUUGGGCAGAUAACCUUACACCAUCGAGCAAGUGAAGCUUUAGUUAGCAGCUCUAUUGAGCUCGAUAUAUUCUGGGAUGAAUCCAAGAGGGCGUACAUCUCGGAUAGUAAUUUCAGAGAAAGGUGUGCAGCUCUAUCUGCACAAAGUCUGGGACGCUGGAUAUCUUCAAUCCAUGCCAGUGGUGUAGGAAUAUGAAGACGUUUAAGAUAGCGUCUACCCCCGUACUCGUCAUCAUCCACCAGUCUGGAAGUUCCCGCCCGUAAGUGAAGGUGCUCUGUUGUUGGAGGCAGACAAGUACUGGUCACCUUCGGAACCUGCGCUUCCACUUUAGGUUAAAUGAUGCCCUAAGCUGUGAGCUCAAGGAUACAAAACGUUCAAUCAACUUGUAGGGAUACAGCUAAAUCUGAAGUCAGCAGAGUCAGCAGCAGGGCUUGAGCUGCAUUUUUCAUCAGUAUGUACUAUAUGGCAUUCGGGGGUGUAGACCAUCACCCGUCUUGAUAGGAAUGACUAAUAUACGUGGGUUGAACCUGCCGUGAAAGUAAGUCGUCUGGAUUACUGCGAAGAACUGCGGAGAAUUAUUUUUGACACAAGUUACUACUUCUGAAUGAAGAGCAGUCUUUUUUUGUACC